UUUGUGAUAGCGGCGCUCUCGUUAGCACUGGGCUGGGAGAUUCGGAACGAUUUACUUCGUGGUUAUCCUUGUAUUCGGCGACUGAAUCAGCUAUACUGUCCCACGCCAGGAAACAGAUACCCCAAUGAAAAAAUUGAAAACUUUAUUGACGAAAAUAAAUCCCUAAUUAAAAGAAUGUUUGGAGAAUAUGAAAAGUUUCCAGAAGGAUCUUAUAAUCCUCCUUUUUCAACCUACGAUGGACAUAAAAUCCCUACGCGAUCCCAUCGGGGUCCCAGAUCCACCUACGGCGCGACCCCUAACAAAGUUGACGCCUGUGAGUCUACGGUAGAGAUUGUCACUCCAUACUGGGCUUCAAAUAGUGCUGGGAAAAUUAGGGCUAUAAUUAACACAAAACAUUUACAACAGGCUAUACAACAAGAAGUAUGCCAAUCGCAGGAGACCAAAAGAUGUAAUGCAGAUUGUUCGUGUGAGCAGAAGUACAAGUGGCAUAGACUUCUGGCGUACGACCCGGAUGAUGAUUGUCGGGGGAUAUUUAUGGAUUGGUUUCUCUUUCCUUCUUGUUGUGUUUGCAGGUGCACAAACUUAGUUACCAAAUGAUCCGCUGGCCACUAUUUUGAGAAAGUGAUAAAAGACGAAAUGUUUUAAGCUAAAAAACAUAGAAACUUAAUAAGAAACUAAAAAAAAGGAGGCCAUAACUUUAUAAAAUGUGGAUCUCGAACAGUUAUGUUUGAAAUUUGUUGCUGUUAGGAUUGCAGUAUGUUUUCUUAGCUAGCAAUGUCUGUGGCGACACCUAGGAGUGCAAUCAUUAACGAAUGGUGCUAACGAUGUUAUAAAUGAUGAAAUUGAA
Limulus polyphemus (Atlantic horseshoe crab) is the source of this 847-nucleotide messenger RNA. RefSeq names its product protein spaetzle 3-like. The annotation marks the transcript as partial. Gene Ontology annotation, cellular component: extracellular region. NCBI's taxonomy places the organism in Eukaryota, Metazoa, Arthropoda, Merostomata, Xiphosura, Limulidae. Gene Ontology annotation, biological process: regulation of Toll signaling pathway; innate immune response; central nervous system formation. Gene Ontology annotation, molecular function: growth factor activity; Toll binding. The record is from RefSeq and is a predicted model, not a curated record. The transcript has 4 exons.